Messenger RNA from Vicia faba (fava bean), 1683 nucleotides. NCBI's taxonomy places the organism in Eukaryota, Viridiplantae, Streptophyta, Magnoliopsida, Fabales, Fabaceae. The record is from the annotation of a GenBank genome assembly.
AUGACUCCAAAUUUCAUAUUCAACGUUAGCUACACCAACAACGAAGAUGAAGUUUCCAUACUAUACGGUGUGAAGGAUCCAAGGGUGUUAACGAGAAUGGUUUUGGAAGAAACGGGUCACGUGAGGAGGCUGACGUGGCAACCUAGCGAACGUAGAUGGUUUCAGAUUUGGUACGGUCCGAAAGAGGAAUGUGAUGAUUUCAAACAGUGCGGGUCGAACUCGAACUGUGACCCGUAUAAUGCGGACAAAUUUGAGUGUGAGUGUUUACCCGGGUUUGAACCGAAGUUUGCGAGGGAAUGGUAUUUGAGAGACGGGUCGGGUGGGUGUGUGAGGAAGAGGAAUGUUUCCACGUGUGGAAGUGGGGAAGGGUUUGUGAAAGUGGCACGUGUGAAAGUGCCUGAUACUUCAAAGGCACGUGUGAAUGAGAGUUUGGGUUUGAAAGAGUGUAGAGAGAAGUGUUUGGAAGAUUGUUCUUGUGUUGCGUAUACAAGUGAAAAUGAGGUAACUGAGAGUGGGUGUGUUACUUGGCACGGUGACAUGGAAGAUACAAGAACUUAUACACAAGUUGGACAAGAUUUGUAUACACGUGUGGAUGCACAUGAGUUGGCUAUGUAUGCAAAACAUCCAUAUGGUUCUCUUGGAAAAAAGGGGAUGGUGGCAGUAUUAGUUAUUUCUUCUUGCUUGGUAUUGUUUAUAGGGAUCAUUUUCGUGUAUUGGUUUGUGAAAUCCAGGAAACAAUGGUCGAAAAGGGAUCCCAAGUAUUCGUUUCGUCUUAGCUUUGGCGACUCCUCUAAUCAGCAAGAAUUUGAUAGUACAAACAAUUCAAGUUUACCAUUCUUUGAUCUUAGCUCCAUAGCUGCUGCAACAGACAGUUUUUCACUUGCUAACAAGCUUGGUGAAGGUGGUUUUGGUUCUGUUUAUAAGGGUAUAUUGAGCAAUGGAAUGGCAAUUGCAGUGAAGAGACUGUCAAAGUAUUCUGGACAAGGCAUACAAGAGUUUAAAAAUGAGGUUGUUUUGAUUUCAAAGCUGCAACACAGAAAUCUUGUGAGGAUAUUAGGUUGCUGCAUUCAAGGAGAAGAAAAGAUGUUAAUCUAUGAGUAUUUGCCUAACAAAAGCUUAGACUUUUUCAUUUUUGAUAAAUCUAAAAGCUCAGAGCUAGACUGGAGAAAACGAAUGUUUGGUGGAGAUCAAAUUGAAGCAAUCACAAAUCGUGUCGUUGGAACCUAUGGUUAUAUGUCUCCAGAAUAUGCCAUGGAAGGACAAUUUUCAGUGAAGUCCGAUGUAUAUAGCUUUGGAGUUUUACUGCUUGAGAUUAUUACAGGAAAGAAGAACAGUGGUCAAUACGAAGACAAUGCAUCCACAAAUUUAGUUGGGCAUAUAUGGGAUCUAUGGAGAGAAGACAAAGCCAUGGAGAUUGUUGAUCGAUCAUUAGGAGAGUCAUUCUCCGAGUUUGAAGUCCAAAGAUGCAUCCAAAUUGGGCUUUUAUGUGUACAAGAUUAUGCUGUUGACCGACCAUCUAUGUCAGCUGUUGUAUCUAUGUUGGGAAAUGACUCAACUCUUCCUACUCCAAAACAACCAGCAUUUAUUUUCAAGAAAAGUAACUAUGAGAGUUCAAAUCCAUCAACCAGUGAAGGAAUUUACUCUGUGAAUGAUGUAAGUAUGACUAUGAUUGAAGCUCGCUAA